UAUAACAAUAUAUACCCUGUUGUUUUUUUGUCACAUCAGUUCAGUCAACGUCCAUUUCCAGCGGGAUAACAGCCACCCAACCUACUGCCUGUCAUGAGCAGGAAGAUACACCAACACAGGCAGCUCAGUGCUGACACUGAUAACUUCAGAGACGUGAUUCCUUUGGGACCUCCAGUCAUGAAGAUCGAAAUGGAGAGGAUGACUGCAAAGGGGGAAGAUUGCAUGAAAGAUGUCAUUCUCUACUACAGAUGAAAAAAAACGCAGCAGAGGAGAGGGGAGGGAGGGAGGACAGAGACACAUCGGCUGUAUAACAGAGAGCUUUGGUCAUAAAGCUGCCAGGGCUCAGCAGCUUCUCUCCUUCCUUCUCUCUCUCAGUGAGGAUGGAGACCCUGGAAGAAGUUGAACUCUGCUUUCCACAAUUCCUCAACGCUUCCUGCAAGAAGCCAAAGCGUUCUCACUUUGAGGUCAUACUGUCUUACAUUAUACUGUCCUCCAUCACUGUGCUCACCAUAACUCUAAACCUGAUAGUCAUCAUCUCCAUCUCACACUUCAAGCAGCUCCACACCCCCACCAACCUCCUCCUCUUCUCUCUGGCUGUCUCAGAUUUAUUUGUGGGCCUCCUCAUGGUCUUUCAAAUUAUGAUCAUAGAUGGCUGCUGGUUCCUCGGUGACCUUGUGUGUGUUCUGUAUUAUGUUUUGGACUAUAUUAUUACCUCUACCUCAGUAGGAACCAUGGUGCUCAUAUCUGUUGAUCGCUACAUAGCAAUUUGUGAUCCUCUGCAUUACUCCACCAGAGUCACUCAAAAAAGAAUUCAAGUCUGUGUUUCUCUGUGUUGGAUAUGCUCUAUACUCUUUCAAUGUAUGGUUCUUAAGAAUAACUUGGAAGAACCAGGCAGCUCUAUUUCCUGCUCUGGUGAGUGUGUGGUUGUUAGUAACUACAUUGCAGGAUUUGUUGAUCUGGCUUUGUCCUUUAUUGGUCCUGUCAUUGUCAUCAUUGUUCUUUAUAUAAGAGUGUUUGUGGUGGCUGUGUCUCAGGCUCGUGCCAUGCGGUCUCAUAUUGUAGCUGUCACAAUUCAGGGUUCAGUGAGUGUAACUGCUAAGAAAUCUGAAAUGAAAGCAGCCAGGACUCUCGGUGUUGUUAUCGUUGUGUUUCUAAUAUGUCUCUGCCCAUAUUACUGUGUUGCUCUUACAAACCAAGAUAACUUGCUCAAUGCUUCAUCUGAUGCAUUUGUGGUAUGCCUCUUCUAUUUUAAUUCCUGUCUGAACCCUAUAAUCUAUGCCUUUUUCUAUCCCUGGUUCAGAAAAUGUCUUAAGCUCAUUGUUACACUUCAGAUACUGCAGCCUGACUCCUGUGAGGCCAACAUACUGUAGUGAGAGAGAGUAGUGACUAAAAACAUUUGAAGAAAAGAAAAUUAUACUUGGCCAUAUUGUAAUGAAUUAAAAAAUAUAAGAUUGUGUAAAGUGAACACAUCCUUCUCUUUGCAUUUAUUGCAUGGACUGUAUGUCAUAUAAACCUGUAGAAAUAGUGAGCAUUAAAAGACAAUCUACA
Siniperca chuatsi (mandarin fish) is the source of this 1548-nucleotide messenger RNA. RefSeq names its product trace amine-associated receptor 13c-like. Gene Ontology annotation, cellular component: membrane. Gene Ontology annotation, molecular function: trace-amine receptor activity. Gene Ontology annotation, biological process: G protein-coupled receptor signaling pathway. Bases 381 to 1370 code for a protein of 329 amino acids. The transcript is spliced from 3 exons. Lineage: Eukaryota; Metazoa; Chordata; Actinopteri; Centrarchiformes; Sinipercidae. The record is from RefSeq and is a predicted model, not a curated record.